Messenger RNA from Fulvia fulva, 2142 nucleotides. RefSeq lists its product as uncharacterized. Lineage: Eukaryota; Fungi; Ascomycota; Dothideomycetes; Mycosphaerellales; Mycosphaerellaceae. Bases 1 to 2142 code for a protein of 713 amino acids. Gene Ontology annotation, cellular component: cytoplasm. The record is from RefSeq and is a predicted model, not a curated record. Gene Ontology annotation, biological process: protein phosphorylation. The transcript has a single exon. Gene Ontology annotation, molecular function: protein serine/threonine kinase activity; ATP binding.
AUGGCGUCCCGGAAUUACGCGCAAGUCGCGCCCACCGCGGCGACCAUCGCAUUGAACGCUUAUAUCUUUGGCUAUGGUGGACACUCGCUGGUGACACCUCACGCGGCGCUGAAACAACUAUGGUGGACCAACGAGCGAAUCGAUGCCAAGGUGACACGGCCAUUCGUCGCGUCGAAGCUACGCGGCGAAGAAAGGGAGUUCCUGAAUCGACCUUUGGCCUUUGGAGAAGGUCUCACAGAUGACACCUAUAUGGAAUGGAUACUGGAACGAGCCAAACGAUUCUUCCUGAUUCUUACCGAGAUUGGAGUGCCCGACCAGAUCUUCGGAUGUAUAGACGAUUCAUGGGAUGACGACGACCUGCCAAUACCGCUGGAGAAUGUCCAGAACCUGGAGCUGUCAUACGAGAACAAUGAAGCAUUGAAUCAGAAAUUCUAUGAUAUGCAAUUUGUAUACUUACUCCGGGAAUUGAAGCAAAAUUCCCAUGUAGACUAUGGCCCGAAAGAGCACAUACCCAUGGAGCAUGUGAAUGUACUGCCGCCUGCAGUAUGUCUACAGCCAUACGAUCGCGUCCACUUUCCUGGAAAGCCAGAGGAUGUGUUCAUGAGGCGGAAGUUCGCCAUGACCGAUAAGGAAACUGGCGCGUACCAUGGUGAGACGUUUAUGCGCGACGUAAAGAAGGCGAAGGCCUUAUCGCAUGAGCAUAUCGCGACCACCUGGGCAUCCUAUACCUCAGAAGAUGCCGGCUUCGUGCUGUCAGACUUCGUUGCCGAGCACACCCUGGGCACUUUCAUCGAGCACAGAACAUCCAUGCAGUUCCUGCGCGUGAAUGCCUCAGAAAGACCAAUCCUCCUCAUGGAAUGGAUGCAUUGCCUGGCAGAUGCGCUUGCAUCUUUACAUCACCGGGGUGUUGCGCAUGGCCAGAUCCGCCCAUCAAACAUCUGGAUCAACAAGCAGAACAAGAUAGCGUUUGCAGAUGUCGGUACUCUGGCCACCUUUCAGAAAAACAAGAAGGCGCCCAAGACCGAGGCUUACGACUAUGCAGCACCAGAGCAGUCCAUCACCAGGAUACCCGUGACUGUGAAGUCAAGUCCGCCUCCAGUCAGCAGCAUGAGUGCGUUCAGCAAGCUCAGGAAGAUGAGCAUGCACUCAGUCUCGGAUACGAGCAGCUCAACAAGCGGAUCUUCAGGGGCCAGCAGUACACGAAGCAACAGCUUCUGCGUAUCAAGUCCUGUCACUCCACCAUCAAGCGGGAGGUCAAACAGUCUGUCUACCAUCCGAACCACGCUUUCACCCAGCAGUGGGCCACAAUCACCAAGAAGUAUCCGCAACUUCAGUCGACACCUUCCCAUCACUUGCCCUUCACCAACGAUACCCACGGGACCAUUCUCAUCUACCUGCAUGAUCACCGAUAACAUGCUCAUGCCCAGACCGACCAUCAUUGAUCCCGACACGCUGUGCGCAUUACCCGCUGCAACUCCUGAGAUGUCUGACAUGUUCUCCCUGGCGUGUGUCUUUCUUGACGUCCUCACUUUCAUGCUCAGAGGCAAGAUCACCGACUUUGUGAAGUUUCGAAGCACACGGAUCCCGAUACCAGGCAAGAACAAGGUCCGAAACGACUCGAGCUUCCAUUCAGAACCAGACAAGAUCGCGGAGUGGAUUGGCACGUUAGAGGAAGAUAGCUACCGCCACGGCGAACCGAUCUUUCGCGGUGUGCCGGAAAUGCUGAGACUGGUGAGGAUGAUGAUGAUGCAGAAUGCUACGCUGCGGCCUACUGCGGUUGAAGUGCGAGAUCGAAUCUACGCAGUCUUGCUUGAUGAAUGUUCAAUCGAGACUUUAUGCUGCGCUGGGAGAGAAUGGGCAGAGAUUCAGAGCGAUGAUAAGGAUGACGGUAGCAUGAAAUCUCCUUUUAGACGUGACCGGGACGAGCUCAGUAUCGCGACUGGCAUCCUUGGCAUGCCUCCUAGGAAGGGAAGCGACGCUGCCAGAUGCGCGAGCUCGUGUGGAGGCGCGGGUGCAGAUCGUAUGAGCAUCUUGUCGAGGGCAGAGUCGAGUGUGACGGUUAAGACUAGGAGGCGGAGUUCUGCUAGUACUGCUACGGCGAGGUUGAGCUCGUGGAGGAGCAGGUUUAUGAGGUCGCCGUAG